Messenger RNA from Ictalurus punctatus (channel catfish), 2688 nucleotides. RefSeq lists its product as uncharacterized. Bases 167 to 1411 code for a protein of 414 amino acids. The transcript has 10 exons. Lineage: Eukaryota; Metazoa; Chordata; Actinopteri; Siluriformes; Ictaluridae. The record is from RefSeq and is a predicted model, not a curated record.
UCUACAUGAAAAUAUUACUGACUGGUUUAUAUACAAUACCAGGUUUGAUCGAUUUAAAAACAAGCUUGUUACUGUGUCUGUAUUUGAGGAUGUUCACUAUGUUCUACUUUAAAACCUGAGUGGGUUCUGCAGUUAUUCUUAUGAUCAGAGCCAAUAAGACCGUAUAAUGGAAUCAGCAUGGAUACGACCGUGUUCUUCUAGAAAACCUCCACACACUCCUGGUCCCACUGACUCACAGCUUUGUGGGGAUGUUCAGACAGAAAAAUAUACAUCUUCAGAUGGAGGGACAUCAGACUCUGUAGAACACAUAACCUGUGUGAACCUUCAGAAACAUGUAAAAAAGGAAGAAAACGUAGAUGAAGAAUACUUCUUGACACCAGUCUCUGUGGGACAUGUCACACCUGUGGACCUUCAGAAUCAUGUGAAAAAGGAAGAUCCCGAAGAUACUGACUAUCUCUAUGCUGGGACAUCAAACUCUAUGGAAGAUGUAGACCAAAAUAAUGGAGGAUUUGAAAGGAAGCAUGUAAAAGAGGAAGACUCUGAAGAUAAAGACAACAUCCGUACAAGGACAGACUGGGAAGAUCUCCAAACUGCGACUAACCGGUCGCAAAACUAUAAACGACAUAGUGAAGCUGCACAUCUCUCAACUAUGGAUGUCGAUGCACCACGCCGUAAGAGGAUGCUUGCUGAAAUGGAUAAUGAGGAAUCUGAUGACUCGGAGGAAAGCAGGAGGGUAACGAAAAGUGCAACAGAACGAAAAAAACUUAAGAAAAAGUCAAGUAAUGCCUCAAAACGGAAGCAGGUGCCACGUCCCCCUUCUCCACCUCCAUUUAUCGCUCACCACCAAAAAGAAAACAUCUGUGUGGAGACACGGCGUUCUGUCUCCAUGAAUCAUGUGGAAACUACGCAACUCGUGCUGCAAAGGGUACAAGGGUUGGAAACCACUCUGCGGCAAAUAAGAAAGGACAUUGAUGACCUGCGUACAAUGGUGGCUGAUGUGCUCAGUCACGUCAAGCCAGAGGCAGAUGAAGGCUUGGUGGCCUUACCAUGGCCUCUUAAAACUAUCAGGGAGUUAGAGGAUCUGAAUGAGCAACUGAAGAAUAGCGAAAAACUUCGCAACUGUUUUCGUGCUUACUUGAAGACAAUGAGGGGGAGCAGCAUCGGAGAGACAGUUCGCUCCAUUCUCCAAAGAAUCGGGGAGAACAGCCUGUGGUGUAUGUUUUCCUUGAAAGGGUCAAAAGGUGGGAAGCUGGCCUUGACUGGGCAUGAUGAAGUGUAUCGUCUUGUACACGAUAUUGCCGAACGAGCCCAUGGACAGGAAUACACUGUUGCCAGUUGCAGAGAGGCCAUCGGCAGCUACCUAAAAAAUGCCCCAGCCAGGAAAGGUGGCAAGAAACAUAAUCAGAGCUAAGUGGGAUCUCCAGUGCAUCCUACAAGAAUUGUAGGACUAAUCCAGCUUGUGGGAGGUGCUUUAGGAACCAUGGAGUGAAAUUGAUGCAGAUGACAUCAAACUGAAUGUCUAACGUCUUCAAGGCUCUAGUUGCUGCAAAUAGAGGAUUCUUUGAUGAAAGCAAAGUUUGAAGUGCUAAAUUGUUAUUUCACAAUGUGUUAACUAUUUUCUAUUCAUUUUGCAACUUAUUUGAUGACAAGUAUGGGUUUCAUGGAAAAUGUGAAAUUUUGUCAAUUUUUACAAACUUUUAAAUGGUAGUGUGGAUAAACUGGUUAUGCUUGGAUUAACACUCCUUGUUAUUCCAGUUCUGGUUGAGUGAACGGCGUGCGCGUUUGGCUGCUGCUUCUCUCCGGCUGUUUGUUAUACCUUUUUAUUUUACUAGUAUUCAACGAUUGAACUACUUUAAAACUACCCUGGUCAUGUACUAAUUCAUGGCCGUUACAGCUCACAAGUUUCAAACAAAGGAUACCUGGCUUUCCUGGCUGUCUUGUGGACUGUUACUGCAAAUCUAUCACCUAGAUUCUCUGCAUCGCACCAACCUUACACAAGCCCUCACCCUUUGAGUUUCCAUGAAACCUGCCUCUGUUGAGUGAGUUUCCGCAUUCUCGCUUAGUUAAUCGGCCCGUAGUUUCUGUAUAGGAGUGGAUGGUAUCGCUCCUCUGUACUAAUCGCUUAGGGCUGUUGGUUAAUGGGGCAAAAAUCUGGUUGUGCAUCUAAAUGAGGAAUCCAGUAUGACUGCAUACAGUAUGAUGGAUUAUUCUAAUUGCACUGGGGAUUAUCGUAACCUGGAUUAGUAAGCGAUACUUUCUCUGCAUUUCCAGAAGUAUGUCCUCUACUUUUACACUGUCUGAGCUUAGGCGUCUGAACCAUCAUCGACUCGCCUGGUGUGGGACAUUUACCAUGUUAUUAUCAUCUCUUCAGUAUCCUCAUGGACUAUAUGUUGUUAUACCACAGUUAGUUUCAGUCCACUAAUUUGAUUGGUCAAGUGACAUUCCAAGAGUGCUGAUAUUUAUUAUAACGGCACUGUCACAUUUCACUGUGUGUAUCACUCCACUUAUCUGUGUUUGCUGCAUAAAUUACAAAUCUAGCAGUAGAUCAUUACAUUGAAACUGUUACUACACUUAUGACAGGCUGUCAGUUAGUCUGUAUGUUACAUGGCAACAUGGAAAGCUCUAUCUAGCUGUGGCUGUUUUGGGAAUUAUUUCCAAUGAUGGCAAAAAUAAACCAAUAUUUGGGAA